AGUAAAAUGGCAGAAGCCAGUAUUUCUGUUGGUGAGGACCAGUUCGUGUGUCCAGUCUGUCUAGAUAUCCUUAAGGAUCCUGUGACUAUUCCAUGUGGACACAGUUAUUGCAUGGGCUGUAUUAAGGGCUACUGGAAUCUGGACGAUCAGAGGGGAGUCUACAGCUGCCCUGAGUGCAGACAGACCUUCAGUCCAAGACCAGCUCUGGGUAAAAACACUAUGCUGGCUGAAGUGGUGGAGAAACUGAAGAAGACGAGGCUCCAAGCUGCUGCUCCUCUUGUUCACUGUUAUGCAGGAUCUGGAGAUGUGGAGUGUGAUUUUUGUAUUGGGAAGAAAGAAAAAGCCGUCAAAUCCUGUCUGACAUGUCUGGCUUCAUACUGUCAGACUCACCUACAGCCUCACUAUGAGGUCACUGCCCUCCAGAAACACACACUGGUCAAAGCCUCCACACGACUACAGGACCAGAUUUGUCAUCGUCACAACAAGCUAAUAGAACUUCUGUGUCAAACUGACCAACAGUUCAUGUGUUAUCUGUGUAUGGUGGAUGAACACAGAAACCAUAAAACAGUAUCAACAGCAGCAGAGAGGACUGAAAAACAGAAACAUUUGGUAGAGACUCAGAGGAAAACCCAGCAGAGAAUCCAGGAGAGAGAGAAGGAGGUGCAGGAGUUGAGACAGGCUGUGAAGUCUCUGAGGCGCUCUGCACAGGUAGCAGUGGAGGACAGUGAGAGGAUCUUUACUGAGCUGAUCCGCUCCAUUGAGAGAAGGCGCCAUGAGGUGACAAAGCUGAUCAGAGAUCAGGAGAAGAGUGAAUUGAGUCAGGCUGAAGGAGUCCUGGAGCGACUAGAGCAGGAGAUUUCUGAUCUGAGGAGGAGAGACACUGAGCUGGAGCAGCUUUCACACACAGAGGAUCACAUCCAUUUCCUCCAGAGUUUCUCAUCUCUCUGGUUCCCUCCUGGAUCUGAAGACUUAACCAGCACUGUCACUGUCAGUCCACGCCUCUCUUUUGAGGAUGUAGGAAAAUCUGUGUCUCAGCUGAAAAAGCGACUGGAGGAUUUCUGUAAGGAGGAGUUUGGAAGACAUUCCAAUAAAGUGACAGACAUCAAGAUCAUUUCUCCCCCUGAACCAAAAACCAGAAAGGAGUUCUUACAAUAUUCCUGUGAUCUCACACUGGAUCCCAACACAGCACAUAAACACCUCUGUCUGUCUGAGUGGAACAGAGUGGUGACAUGGAGUAACACAGUCCAGUCAUAUCCUGAUCAUCCAAGGAGAUUUGAUAUGUGUCGUCAGGUGUUGUGUAGAGAGAGUGUGUCUGCACGCUGUUACUGGGAGACUGAGUGGAGUGGGGUUACAGGGGUAUCUAUAUCAGUGUCAUAUAAAGACAUCAGGAGGAAAGGACUGAGUAAUGAUUGUUUGUUUGGAUGUAAUGAUCGGUCCUGGAGUUUGAUCUGCUCUCCCUCUAAUUACUCAUUCAGACACAAUAAUGAAGAGACUGAACUCCCCAUAUUUCCCAGUUCCUCCAGAAUAGGAGUGUAUGUGGACCACAGGGCAGGAACUCUGUCCUUCUACAGCGUCUCUGACACAAUGACCCUCCUCCACAGAGUCCAGACCACAUUCACUCAGCCCCUCUAUCCUGGCUUUAGGGUCUUUGCAGAGUCAAAAGUGAGGUUAUGUCACCAAUUUAAGUUUUGA
This is a messenger RNA of Chanos chanos (milkfish), 1692 nucleotides long. RefSeq names its product tripartite motif-containing protein 16-like. The record is from RefSeq and is a predicted model, not a curated record. The coding region runs from base 7 to 1692 and encodes 561 amino acids. The transcript has 7 exons. Gene Ontology annotation, molecular function: zinc ion binding; protein binding. NCBI's taxonomy places the organism in Eukaryota, Metazoa, Chordata, Actinopteri, Gonorynchiformes, Chanidae.